AUGAGAAGAUCCCCACGAAGAACACGUCAGGAUGAUCCUGAGGUAAAGAAAAAGCAGAUAACCGAACUCCUUCGCGGUGGAGAUCUUAGUGAUACAUCUUCUUCAUCAGAUGACGACACAACGUCUGAAAAUUUAUCGAAUUCUGAAGAGGAAGAGAAAAAAAUGUUCAAAAUUGUUACAUCAUCUGACUUAGGACGCAGAAAUAAACCAUUUACAACCCCUCAACAAAAGAAAGAAAUCAUUAUGGUAUCAGAUUCUUCAGAUGUCGAAGAAAUCCAACCAAAGAAACCGAAAGAAACAAAGAAGCAAAAACCGAAAAAGAAAGAAGGCCCUAAAUUACAGAUUGUCGAAUCAACUCAAAUCCCAGAAAGGUUCGAAAUCACUCAUGAUUCUUCUAGCACACAAAAGAAGACACAAGUCAAGCAACCACCACGUUCCGAGUUAACACUAAUCAUGAAUGAACACAAUGUCAAAGAAAAUUCUCUCAAACCUCACAAAGAAACUUUCGGAUCAGAUAUUUUCCUUCAAACUCAAGCAAUAUCGCCAUCUCCAAAGAAAGUUACUAAAAACGUUGAAAGGCCACCAGAUUCUCAAUACUACGGACAGAAAUUAAGUUCCGUAUUUGAUAUCCCUUCAUCAGAAUCAUCUGAACCAUUUACAAAAGAGACACAACCUAUGGAAUUCUCGCGCGCAGACUCUCUUCCAAUUUAUUUCAUGAAUUUGUACGAAGAAGGAAACAGAUUGUUCAUUUUCGGAAAAUACAGGGCCGACCAAAUCCAAUAUGGAACAAUUUGUGUACUUGUAAACCAUCCUGUCAGAUCUUUGUACUUUUUGCCAACUGAUCCUGACAAAAUGCCAUAUUUAGAGGCAACAGUUAAAGAAAUGUUCAAAGACGAUUUCGUCAAGAUGGAGAGAAUCAAGAGAAUGACAAUAGAAGAUUCAACACAAAAGGAAUGGUUGGAAGUGACAAUUUCUGCCAAUUACAAACUGUCAGAAAUUAAAUCAUCUGGCAAAUUUUAUUCUGAUGUUUAUGGGGUUUCUGCCACUUUGUCAGAAAAUUUCUUUUUGAAGAAGAAGAUAAAAGGACAGAGAUGGCUGAAUAUUCGAUGUUCCCAAUCAUAUACAAAUCACACAACAACUCCUUUGUUCGUUUGUGAUUCUUAUGAUGAUAUUUCGUUGAAUGAUGAAUUAUCGUACAAACCGUCAAUGAAUAUUUGUGUUUUUUCUUUGUAUUCGACAUCAAAUGUUUCUGAAAGUAUAUAUAUGAUAAGCGCAAGAAUUUUCUAUCAAUGGAAUAUAGAAAAAUUUGAACAAUACAGAGGUUUAAACGGUGGUCAUAAUGUACAAACAUUUUGUUUGAAUACAAUUAAGAAUGCAAAAAAUAAUUCAAACCUGAAAACUUCUAUCAUUUAUUGCGAUACGGAAGAAGAUUUGUUAAAUCACUUUUUUGAACGGUUAGAACGAUAUGACAUUGAUUUUUUGGUCAGUUACGAUUUGAUUGAAAAAGAUUUGUCACUUUUGAUGUCAAGAGGCCAAAAUUUGCCUUCUUUGUAUUCUCUUGGAAGAAUAAGAAGAGUUGAAAGUAUAAAAACGGUUGUUGGCAUAACCGCUGGCAGAAUUUUAUUGGAUCUCAAGUCAUUUUACAAAAAUGUUUUACAAGUGAAGUCAUCCACUUUUUCAGAGCUUGUCAGAAGUGAACUGAGAGUAAAUUUACCAUUACUUGAUUUGAAUUCACUUUAUCAACAAUUAAACAAGCAGCAUCCAUUGAAUAACAUCAUUGGUUUGUCAAGAAAAGAAACACAAUUGAUACAGAACUUGAUUAUGUCAAGAAACUUAAUUGUUUUGUGUAUUUCUAUUUCCAGAAUAAGUGGUUGCAGUCUACAGAAUGUUUGUAUUGGAGAUUUCGUUGAAAUAAUUGAACAACAGUUGAAUUUGACAUUUGACAGAACUUACUACAUGAUUCCUGACAGAAGAUUGUCAAUGUCAAUUUCUCAUUUGAAUUCUGGCGAUUUUUUGUCAGAUUGUGUCAAAUUUAGUAAUGGAAUAUUUGACUGUUAUUUGGCACUUUUUGAAUUUAAUGAUUUCUUUUUGAAUGUCAUAAGAGAAAACAAUUUGUGUCUUACGAAUAUUUCAGGGAAUAGACAAGGAAAAGGAUAUUUACCAAAAGUUUUCUCUGAAUACGAAAACUCCAUUCAAAAACUUAUUGAAAAACCAACGAAAUCGAGUUCUGAUGAAGAACUGAUACAAAACAAAUGUUUCAUUGAAGCUUUAAAGAGUUUAGGAUCGAUGUUUGAACUUUUCUUCAUCAAAGGAUCGAGGAGAUAUGAUAUAAAUAAACUCAGAGACGCUGUAAGAGAAAAAAGCCUCAAAACAAUUAAUAAUCUUAUAAAUGUUUUGGGAGAAGGACAAAUUGUUUGGUGCGAUAAAAAUAGAUUGUUAAUUCAAAGUGAUAAAAGUGACAGAGAAGAAGCAUUAUCGUUUUUCUCUCAAUUUUGUAAACGGUUUAAUGACAGUCACAGGAGAGUUAAGAUUGAAUUAGACAGUUUAUUGAAGAAAGCGAUUGUUGUUAACAGGAAUUUUAUUUCAAUUGAUGGUGAUGAAAAAUUGAGAACAAAUAGAUUUGACAACCAAAUAAGAUAUCGAAUGGAUUGGUGUCGUUUUCAAUGCCAAUUAUAUGAUAAAAUAAUUCAAACAAUUUUGUCAUCAGAAAAUGCAAAAAGUGCUGGUGAAAAAGUGACAAUUGACAUCACAUCAUUUCUUGAUAAAUUAAGGAAAGACACAAUCAAACAUUUAAACAUCCAAGACUUGUCAAUCAAUAUUGAUUUGAAUGAAACAAACGAUGAUCAAAUUUCUUCGUUUGUAAAUGAUUUACGAAACAAAAACCGUUUGCCAAUUUUGGAAUCAGUUAUUUCUGGCACUUUUUGUCGAUCAGGAACGAAUGAUGGCAAAUCAUUCCUCAAGUUAACAAGCGAAGUUGCUGAUUCUAGUUUCGUUGACAUUCCUUUUUAUAGAUCUAAGAUUUUAGAAACGGCUUCUAUCGUUUUGUCACCUUUUGAUGAUAUAAAAAGUGUCGUUGCACAGAAAUAUUAUCAAAUUUUAGAAAACGAUCACGAAAUUUCCUGUCAAUGUCACUUUUGUACAAAACGGUUUAUUUUCAAAGAUUUUGAUGAGAAUGGAAAUAUUUUGUGUCCUCUUUGUUCGACGAAACAGAAUGAGAAGUGGGCUGUAAAUCAGUUGAUUCAGUCUACAAGAAAUUACAUUCAUUCAAAGAUGAGUUGUCAUUUAGUUUGUAAUGAAUAUCUUUGUAAAGCAAAUUCUUUCCAAGUUUUGUUGCAAGGUUCUCAAGAACAUACUGAUCCUUGUAACGAAAGCGGUGUUUGUAAAGGAGCAAUGACUUUGAGAUCAAGUGAAAAUUCUUCUGUUUCUAUGUUCAUGGAUUUGAUUCGAUUGUUUUCGAGCGAAAAAGAAAGUUUCAUCUCCGAAGCAAUGACAAAACAUAUAAGGAAACUCGCUUCUUUCCACAAUAUUGAUCUUGAAAAGAGAUCGAGAUCAAUAAUAAGCGACACUGGAGCUUAUCCAAUCUACUCCAGCUCGCAAUCGGAUGUUUGUUCGUUUUUAUCUCAGUAA
Trichomonas vaginalis G3 is the source of this 3627-nucleotide messenger RNA. RefSeq names its product DNA polymerase alpha catalytic subunit family. The transcript has a single exon. Gene Ontology annotation, molecular function: single-stranded DNA binding; DNA-directed DNA polymerase activity; chromatin binding. Bases 1 to 3627 code for a protein of 1208 amino acids. NCBI's taxonomy places the organism in Eukaryota, Parabasalia, Trichomonadida, Trichomonadidae. Gene Ontology annotation, biological process: leading strand elongation; lagging strand elongation; mitotic DNA replication initiation. The record is from RefSeq and is a predicted model, not a curated record. Gene Ontology annotation, cellular component: alpha DNA polymerase:primase complex.